GCGGAAGCGGCACUCGCGCACACUAGUCGUCUGGCUCGCUGGCUCCGGAAGUCGCGCUCCUUCACCCUCCUCGUUGGUCUCUUGUCACUAUGGCGCUGGCUGUCUUGCGGGUCCUGGAGCCCUUUCCGACCGAGACACCCCCGUUGGCAGUGCUGCUGCCACCCGGGGGCCCGUGGCCGGCGGCGGGGCUGGGCCUGGUGCUGGCCCUGAGGCCUGCAGGGGAGAGCCCUGCAGGGCCGGCGCUGCUGGUGGCAGCCCUGGAGGGGCCGGACGCGGGCACCGAAGAGCAGGGUCCCGGGCCGCCGCAGCUACUGGUUAGCCGCGCGCUGCUGCGGCUCCUGGCACUGGGCUCCGGGGCCUGGGUGCGGGCGCGGCCGGUGCGGCGGCCCCCGGCGCUAGGUUGGGCACUGCUUGGCACCUCGCUGGGGCCUGGGCUUGGACCGCGAGUCGGGCCGCUGCUGGUGAGGCGCGGAGAGACCCUCCCAGUGCCCGGACCGCGGGUGCUGGAGACGCGGCCGGCGUUGCAAGGGCUGCUGGGCCCAGGGACUCGGCUGGCUGUGACUGAGCUCCGCGGGCGGGCCAGACUGUGCCCAGAGUCUGGGGACAGCGGUCGGCCCCCACCCCCGCCCGUGGUGUCCUCCUUUGCGGUUUCUGGCACAGUCCGGCGACUCCAGGGAGUUCUGGGAGGGACUGGAGAUUCACUAGGGGUGAGCCGGAGCUGUCUCCGUGGCCUUGGCCUCUUCCAGGGCGAAUGGGUGUGGGUGGCCCGGGCCAGAGAGUCAUCGAACACUUCACAGCCGCACUUGGCCAGGGUGCAGGUCCUAGAACCUCGCUGGGACCUCUCUGAUAGGCUGGGACCCGGCUCUGGGCAGCUGGGAGAGCCCCUCGCUGACGGACUGGCGCUCGUCCCUGCCACUUUGGCUUUUAAUCUUGGCUGUGACCCCCUGGAAAUGGGAGAGCUCAGAAUUCAGAGGUACUUGGAAGGCUCCAUCGCCCCUGAAGACAAAGGAAGCUGCUCAUUGCUGCCUGGGCCUCCAUUUGCCAGAGAGUUACACAUCGACAUUGUGUCUUCUCCCCACUACAGCACUAAUGGAAAUUAUGACGGUGUUCUUUACCGGCACUUUCAGAUACCCAGGGUAGUCCAGGAAGGGGAUGUUCUAUGUGUGCCAACAAUUGGGCAAGUAGAGAUCCUGGAAGGAAGUCCAGAGAAACUGCCCAGGUGGCGGGAAAUGUUUUUUAAAGUGAAAAAAACAGUUGGGGAAGCUCCAGAUGGGCCAGCCAGCGCCUACUUGGCCGACACCACCCAUACCUCCUUGUACAUGGUGGGUUCUACCCUGAGCCCUGUUCCAUGGCUCCCUUCAGAGGAAUCCACUCUCUGGAGCAGUUUGUCUCCUCCAGGCCUGGAGGCCUUGGUGUCUGAACUCUGUGCUGUCCUGAAGCCUCGCCUCCAGCCAGGGGGUGCCCUGCUGACAGGAACUAGCAGUGUCCUUCUUCGGGGCCCCCCGGGCUGUGGGAAGACCACAGUAGUUGCUGCUGCCUGUAGUCACCUUGGGCUCCACUUACUGAAGGUGCCCUGCUCCAGCCUCUGUGCAGACAGUAGUGGGGCUGUGGAAACAAAACUGCAGGCCAUCUUCUCCCGGGCCCGCCGUUGCCGGCCUGCAGUCCUGUUGCUCACAGCUGUGGACCUUCUGGGCCGGGACCGUGAUGGGCUGGGUGAGGAUGCCCGUGUGGUGGCUGUGCUGCGUCACCUCCUCCUCCAUGAGGACCCCCUCAACAGCUGCCCUCCCCUCAUGGUUGUGGCCACCACAAGCCGGGCCCAGGACCUGCCUGCUGAUGUGCAGACAGCAUUUCCUCAUGAGCUUGAGGUGCCUGCUCUGUCAGAGGGGCAGCGGCUCAGCAUCCUGCGGGCCCUCACUGCCCACCUUCCCCUGGGCCAGGAGGUGAACUUGGCACAGCUAGCACGGCGGUGUGCAGGCUUUGUGGUAGGGGAUCUCUAUGCCCUUCUGACCCACAGCAGCCGGGCAGCCUGCACCAGGAUCAAGAACUCAGGUUUGGCAGGUGGCUUGACUGAGGAGGAUGAGGGGGAGCUGUGUGCUGCUGGCUUUCCUCUCCUGGCUGAGGACUUUGGGCAGGCACUGGAGCAACUGCAGACAGCUCACUCCCAGGCCGUUGGAGCCCCCAAGAUUCCCUCAGUGUCCUGGCAUGAUGUGGGUGGGCUGCAGGAGGUGAAGAAGGAGAUCCUGGAGACCAUUCAGCUCCCCCUGGAGCACCCUGAGCUACUGAGCCUGGGCCUGAGACGCUCAGGCCUUCUGCUCCAUGGGCCCCCUGGCACCGGCAAGACCCUUCUGGCCAAGGCAGUAGCCACUGAGUGCAGCCUUACCUUCCUCAGCGUGAAGGGGCCAGAGCUCAUUAACAUGUAUGUGGGCCAAAGUGAGGAGAAUGUGCGGGAAGUGUUUGCCAGGGCCAGGGCUGCAGCUCCAUGCAUUAUCUUCUUUGAUGAACUGGACUCUUUGGCCCCAAGCCGGGGGCGAAGUGGAGAUUCUGGAGGAGUGAUGGACAGGGUGGUGUCUCAGCUCCUUGCCGAGCUAGAUGGGCUGCACAGCACUCAGGAUGUGUUUGUGAUCGGAGCCACCAACAGACCAGAUCUCCUGGACCCUGCCCUUCUGCGGCCUGGCAGAUUUGACAAGCUGGUGUUUGUGGGGGCAAAUGAGGACCGGGCCUCCCAGCUACGCGUUCUAAGUGCCAUCACACGCAAAUUCAAGCUAGAGCCAUCUGUGAGCCUGGUAAAUGUGCUAGAUUGCUGCCCUCCCCAGCUGACGGGUGCAGACCUCUACUGUCUCUGCUCUGAUGCCAUGACAGCUGCCCUCAAACGCAGGGUUCAUGACCUGGAGGAAGGGCUGGAGCCAGGGAGCUCAGCACUGAUGCUCACCAUGGAGGAUUUGCUGCAGGCUGCCGCCCGGCUGCAACCCUCAGUCAGUGAGCAGGAGCUGCUCCGGUACAAGCGCAUCCAGCGCAAGUUUGCUGCCUGCUAGGAGCCCCCCAGGGUCUGGGACCUCGCUCAGCAUGGCUGCAGUAGAGACAGGGUUUCACCAUGUUAGCCAGGAUGGUCUCGAUCUCCUGACCUUGUGAUCCGCCCGCCUCAGCCUCCCAAAGUGCUGGGAUUACAGGCAUGAGCCACCGCACCCGGCCCGGGAGCCUGAUCCUUCUGACAUAAACACAAGGCAUGCAGGAACUGAAAAAGACUAUAUUGUUUACCCUUCCCUCUGCGGAACCCACAUCCCUGCACCCCAGCUGUAGUCUGCUCUAGAGGCUGGCCCUGGUGUGGGGCUGCUGGUCCCCAUCUUCCAGACAGAGCCUAGCAGUGCCUGGGCAGAGGCUUGUGGGAGCUGAGGCCACACUCAGUCUGUCCUCUGGAGCACGUGGAUAAAGUAGCAGGGAACGUAGGCUUGGCCUGGCUUGUAAGGCUUGAAGUCGCCCAGGACGCUGUGCUGGCACUUGCCCCCGAAGGCUGCUUGGAGCAACUCCGUGAAGGAUGCCAGACAGUGUGGGUAGUAGGAGAGCCGGAACUUACUGUAACAGAGCCCCCAGCAGCCAUGAGGACUGGUGACCUCAGCUCCCCCAACUACCGCCUCACCCCCACUGAGCCAAGUGGUACCUCAAGCCAGGAGAGCCAUCCUGGCCAGCCCCUGGCACCUGAACCGUAUAGUCCAGGGUCACCAUGUGGGCCUUGUUGUUGACUAUCAGCACUGAUGUUGUGACGUCCUUGGUCAAGUCACUCUGUAGGUGGUGGGGCAGGCUGCAUUAGCCUCUGUAACCCACCUUGGGGCCACUGGACCCUCCUCCCUCCACCCCACCCCCACCCCCACCCCCACCCCCACCCCCACCCCCACCCCCACCCCCACCCCAGAGGGCCCCACCUUAUAGUAGAUGUUCUUCCCUGGGGGCGCACAGCCUGUGCUGAGGAUGUGGUCGUAGUUGCGAUGAUCAAUGACCAGCAGGCCCCCUGCCCGCACCAUGCUCGCAAUCUUUUUCAGCGCCAGCCGGUGCUCACUCUGGUCCCCUGAGCUCCAGGCAGGGGCAGAAAGGCUCCAUCUGCUCAGGGCCCCCAGCACCAGUCUCCCUCCCAUCUCUCCCCUCCCCAGGGGUGCCAGAGCCAAGGCAGAGAGUCUGCUUUGGCAGGAGAGCAGGUGCCCAGAGGUCUGUGGAAGGGGGCCUCAAGGCGGGGGCCAUGCCCAAGGCCACACCCUCUCUCACCUUUGCAGUCUGGCAAGUGAGCAAAACUGUUUCCAAGGCAGAUGACAGCAUCAAAGCCACCCUCUGCUGACUGGGGCACAUCUUUGUCCAGGGUCAUCCAGUUGGCUUCUUCGAUGACUGGGGGUCAGGAAGGGAAAGAGGAAUCAGGGAGGCACGAUGGUACCAGUAGCAGCCACCUCCACCAAGUGCAGUCCUGCCUGGGUUUCUUCUUAAGACACACAAGCUCCCCGUUCAGUUAGGGGGAGGAGAAAAGAGGGAUCAAGGGAGGAGGAACCCUGGUUGGGAAGGAGGGCUCUGUGCUUAUGGGUUUUUCUUUGAGGGGAAGGACAAGAUACCACAAACACAGUUAAAACUGGCUCUUCACACCCGGUGUCUCAUUCUGGAGCUUAAGACUUGCUUUUCAGAGAAAUGACAGUAAUUUUUCUGUCUCCCCGAGGAAAACACAACAAUCCACCCCCGCCCCCACUUAAAGGAGCCCCAGGCAGAAUGAACAGUAUUCCUGGUGACUGGGCUGGGGGGCCUGGCUAGACCUGCAUACCCCACUUGUCGAAGGCAGGCUCGUGCCGCCGGUUCCAGCGCUCCUUAAGCGCAUACUUCAGCAUCUUGUCACUGGCAUCCACACUCGUCACACUGAAGCCCUCUUCCACCAGCAUAAUGGAGUCCACCCUGGGUAGGGCCAGGGAGAAGAGGCAGAGAGAGGCAGUCAGGGGAGCCUGGGAGGGCCAGGAGGAGACCCUGCACCGGACACUUUUGUCUCCACUUCUCAAAGUCCAUUCCUCUGCCUCCUCUCCCCAGGCCCUCUCCACUGACCUCACAAAUCUGUUUCCUAUCACCACAAGGCAACUUUUUUUUUUAAAAGCACCUCUUCAGAGUCAGGCACUCUACAAAUAUGCAUUAAUUCUCAUGGCAAUCCUGAGAGGUAAAUGGUGUCAUUCCCAUUUGAGAGAGACAAGCUGAGGCUCCUCGAAGUUAAAAUAUGUGUGCACAAAAGGCAGUAGAACAUGGUGGUUUAGAGCACAGGACAAGGCCGGGCGCGGUGGCUCAUGCCUGUAAUCCCAGCACUUUGGGAGGCCGAGGUGGGCGGAUCACGAGGUCAAGAGAUCGAGACCAUCCUGGCUAACACGGCGAAACCCCGUCUCUACUAAAAAUACAAAAUAUUAGCCGGGCGUGGUGGCGGGCACCUGUAGUCCCAGCUACUCAGGAGGCUGAGGCAGGAGAAUGGCGUGAACCCGGGAGGCGGAGCUUGCAGUGAGCCGAGAUGGCGCCAUUGCACUCCAGCCUGGGUGACAGAGCACGACUCCGUCUCAAAAAAAAAAAAAAGAAAAAGAAAAAGAAAAAUAGAGCACAGGACAGACCUUAACCAACCCGGGCCUGUUAGCUCCUUUUCACUGGAUGAUGUAUGAGGGACUUUUACUUUGCUGAGGCCUUACUUCCCCAGUAGUAAAUGAGAGAAUAUCACUGCUUAACUUCAUGGGGCUUUGUGAGGGUUUGAAAAACUGAUGUAUCAAAAGCUCCUGGCACUGGGCUUGGCAGGUACAAAUGUUGAGCAAUGUUAACACUGCCCAAGGCCAUCACAGGAGAAAUAUUUGCAGUCUGUCCGUGGCUCUGGCUCCAAAGCCUCAGGGACGCUCACUUUUUCUCCCCACACCCUCACUCACACUCAGUCUCCCUUCUCCGGGGCUUCUCCCUGCGCAACGCUACCCAGACCCCUGGCCUCACAGGGCACUCGCAGUGCCUGUUCUGCCGGGCAGGUACCUGCUCCUGGCCCUGGUGUCCCACCCGUUCCAGGCUGGCAAAGGCCGCCCUGACGUGCCCGGCCCUGAGGUUCUGCGGCCGCGCGGUACAGGCUGAGCCAGACCCCGAUCUCAUGCAACGCCCCCGGCCCCGGCCUGGGCUCACCCGGUGCCACAGGCCACGUCGAGCACCCGCUGGCAGCCGUGCUGGCGCAGCAGCCCGAGCAGCCAUGCCUUGUACUCGGCGGUGCGGCUGCGGGUGUCCCCGAUGUACAGCUGCCACACGCGCGCUGCCUCCCCGUCAGCGUACUGGUCCGGGAGCCCUUCGGCUGCCACCCCCAGGGAGCGGGUCCGGUACACGCUGUCCACCAUCCUGCGCCGCGCCUAGCUCCGCAGCCACCCGCUCCGCACUUAUAGCACAAGCACUGCUGGCAGCCGACGGCCCCACCUGGCCAAUGGCAGGUGAGCGCGCGGACACGCCCCUGCUGGGCUUUGGGCCGCGCGCCCGAGUCUGUCCAGCUGCGUGGAGGGCGCUGCCUCGCAAUCCUGGGCUAGGUCAUUUUAGGCAGCCUGCGGACCCAGCCCUCUGCGCAAUCUCACGGCGGGAGGGGACCCUCGGAGCCCUCUGUCCACUUAACCUGGGUGUCGAGGAGAAGGCGAGAGGGGCCAGGAGAGGCGGGAGCAAUGAGAUUGCCACUCCAUCCCCUGAGAUCUCCGCAGAGCUGAGCGCCAGGCGGGCAGAACUGGACCGUUCCCAGGGAAGGAAGGCAUCAGCAUAUCUAAACAAAGAAUGUGCAGCCGAAGUGUGUAGGUCUAGUUAGCCGGUGCAGGGAAGACAGGGGGAGUCUCUGGAGGUAAAGCUGGUCUGUCCACCGAAACCCAGGGGCGGAACCGGGCUGGAAGAAUGCUCCCCGCCCACCUGGAGGCCGACGUGCCUCUGUCGUGUAGGUGACCAUCAGGCUUUUCCCUGAGCCUCUUAAGGUGUAAGUUGGGCCUUGCUUCCAAUUUCUGGACCACUGAGAACCCUUCUAAGGACCCUCUGCUGGCCGGGCGCGGUGGCUCACGCCUGUAAUCCCACCCUUUGGGAGGCCAAGGCGGGUGGAUCACCUGAGGUCAGGAGUUCGAGCCCGUCCUGGGUAACACGGUGAAACCUGGCUAACACGUCUCUACUAAAAAUACAGAAAAAUUAGCCGGGCCAUGGUGACACGCCCCUGUAGUCCUAGCUACUCGGGAGGCUGAGCCAGGAGAAUCGCUUGAACCCGGGAAGGCGGAAGUUGCAGUGAGCCGAGCGCACCACUGCACUCCAGCCUGGGCAACGGAGCAAGACUCCGUCUCAAAAAAAACCAAAAACGGAAAAAACAAAAAAAAAAACCCCUCUGCUUUCACAGGAGGCAGGAAAAUAGGGUCUAGAGACAGGGAACAUAAGGCCAAUUCACACUUCAGUUAUAACGGGAAAUAUCCUCUCCAUAGGGCGUAUGCCCGCCAUUAAUAACUUUGUAACUGUAACUUUACUUCAUCCUCUUCAUUUACAUAGGGCAUACCCCAAGUAGAGGGUAUUUAAACCCACAAAAACUCUGUAACAGGGCCUUUGAGCCCCUAUGCUCAUGCUCGCUCCCACACUUUGGAGUGUACUUUCAUUUUCAAUAAAAUCCUUCAUUCCUUU
This is a messenger RNA of Pongo pygmaeus (Bornean orangutan), 7650 nucleotides long. It is a transcript of the gene PEX6, whose product is annotated as peroxisomal biogenesis factor 6. Gene Ontology annotation, molecular function: ATP binding; ATP hydrolysis activity. Gene Ontology annotation, cellular component: cytosol; peroxisomal membrane. The record is from RefSeq and is a predicted model, not a curated record. NCBI's taxonomy places the organism in Eukaryota, Metazoa, Chordata, Mammalia, Primates, Hominidae. The transcript has 18 exons. Gene Ontology annotation, biological process: protein import into peroxisome matrix. Bases 90 to 3032 code for a protein of 980 amino acids.